AAUCACUUUCCAAUUCCCAAUUCGCAAUCACGCUUCCAAUUCCGUUCUCUAGCUUUCUCUGUUCUUCAUCUUCUUCGUCUUCUCUUCAGUAAUCUCUCUGUUUUUGUCAUCGGAAUCCAUGGCGGAGGUUCAGAUGGGAGAGACCGAGACGUUCGCUUUUCAGGCUGAGAUCAACCAGCUUCUCAGCCUCAUCAUCAACACUUUCUACAGCAACAAGGAGAUUUUCCUUCGUGAGCUCAUCAGCAAUGCCUCCGACGCAUUGGACAAGAUCAGAUUUGAGAGUUUGACGGACAAGAGCAAGCUAGAUGCUCAGCCCGAGCUCUUCAUUAGGCUUGUUCCUGACAAGGCCAGCAAAACUCUCUCAAUUAUUGAUAGUGGAAUUGGCAUGACCAAAGCUGAUUUGGUGAACAAUUUGGGUACGAUUGCAAGGUCUGGAACGAAGGAGUUCAUGGAGGCAUUGCAGGCUGGGGCUGAUGUCAGCAUGAUCGGGCAAUUCGGUGUCGGGUUUUACUCGGCUUACUUGGUAGCUGAGAAAGUUAUUGUGACAACCAAGCACAAUGACGACGAGCAGUACAUCUGGGAGUCACAGGCUGGGGGGUCUUUCACAGUCACCAGGGACACGGAGGGAGAGCAGUUGGGCAGAGGAACCAAGAUCACACUCUUCCUCAAGGCGGACCAGUUAGAGUACUUGGAGGAAAGGAGACUGAAGGACCUUGUGAAGAAGCACUCUGAGUUUAUCAGUUACCCCAUUUAUCUUUGGACGGAGAAAACCACUGAGAAGGAGAUCAGUGAUGAUGAGGAUGAGGAGAUCAAGAAGGAAGAGGAAGGAGAUGUUGAGGAUGUCGAUGAGGAGAAGGAGAAGAAAUCGAAGAAGAGGAAGGUUAAGGAGGUGAGUCAUGAGUGGCAACUCGUCAACAAGCAGAAACCAAUUUGGCUAAGGAAGCCUGAGGAGAUCACAAAGGACGAGUACGCUUCGUUUUACAAGAGCCUCACCAAUGACUGGGAAGACCAUCUCGCCGUUAAGCACUUCUCUGUCGAAGGGCAACUUGAAUUCAAGGCUAUCCUUUUCGUUCCCAAGAGAGCCCCAUUUGACCUGUUUGACACCAGGAAGAAGACGAACAACAUCAAGCUCUAUGUGCGCAGAGUGUUCAUCAUGGACAACUGCGAGGAGCUCAUUCCCGAGUACCUCGGAUUCGUGAAGGGUGUGGUGGAUUCUGAUGAUCUGCCUCUCAACAUCUCUCGUGAAAUGCUGCAACAAAACAAGAUUCUCAAGGUUAUCAGGAAGAACCUCGUCAAGAAAUGCAUUGAGAUGUUCAAUGAGAUUGCUGAGAAUAAAGAAGACUAUGCUAAGUUCUAUGAUGCUUUCUCAAAGAACUUAAAGCUGGGUAUUCACGAGGACAGCCAGAACAGGGCCAAGUUGGCUGACUUGCUCAGGUACCACUCCACCAAGAGCGGCGAUGAGAUGACCAGCUUGAAGGACUACGUUACAAGGAUGAAGGAAGGCCAAAAAGACAUCUACUACAUCACUGGUGAAAGCAAGAAGGCCGUUGAGAAUUCCCCAUUCCUGGAGAGGCUGAAGAAGAAAGGCUAUGAAGUUCUCUACAUGGUUGAUGCCAUCGAUGAGUAUGCUGUCGGCCAGUUGAAGGAAUACGAUGGGAAGAAGCUCGUGUCCGCAACGAAGGAGGGACUUAAGUUGGAUGAUGAGACGGAAGAGGAGGAGAAGAAAAAGGAGGAGAAGAAGAAGUCGUUUGAGAACUUGUGCAAGACAAUCAAGGACAUUCUAGGAGACAAGGUGGAGAAAGUUGUGGUAUCCGACAGAAUUGUGGACUCACCUUGUUGUUUGGUUACAGGGGAAUAUGGAUGGACAGCCAACAUGGAGAGAAUCAUGAAGGCUCAAGCUUUAAGGGACAGCAGCAUGAGCUCUUACAUGUCUAGCAAGAAGACAAUGGAGAUCAACCCUGACAAUGGCAUUAUGGAGGAGCUCAGAAAGAGGGCUGAGGUCGAUAAGAACGACAAGUCAGUGAAGGACUUGGUUCUCCUGCUUUUCGAAACUGCGUUGCUGACCUCUGGUUUUAGCCUAGACGAUCCAAACACAUUUGCCUCAAGAAUUCACAGAAUGCUGAAGCUGGGUCUUAGCAUUGAUGAGGAUGAAGCCGGAGCUGAUGACACCGACAUGCCACCAUUGGAGGAGGCUGGAAACGAGGAGAGCAAAAUGGAGGAAGUUGAUUAAAAAUUGAGAGGCACUGCAAGGAUGCAACAAGAUUGAUCAGAUAUGUGUAGAGUCAUGUCUGAAAUGGUCUGAGUCCUUGGUGGGCUUUUUGUUAAAUAUGGAGAGUCGUCUUUUUUCUUUGAUUAUGUGGGGUUU
Molecule: messenger RNA, 2365 nt
Organism: Morus notabilis
Lineage: Eukaryota; Viridiplantae; Streptophyta; Magnoliopsida; Rosales; Moraceae
Product: heat shock protein 83
Exons: 4
Coding region: 119-2230 (703 amino acids)
Biological process (GO): cellular response to heat; protein folding; protein stabilization
Cellular component (GO): protein-containing complex; plasma membrane; cytosol
Molecular function (GO): ATP binding; ATP hydrolysis activity; ATP-dependent protein folding chaperone
Source: RefSeq, a predicted model, not a curated record